AUGGUAAACAAAACAACUGUGACUGGAUUUGUCCUUCUGGGAUUUGCCAGUCUUCGAGAACUACAGAUUCUACUCACUGUGGUUUUUCUCUCAAUUUAUUUAGUGGUCUUGAUGGGAAACUUACUCCUAAUUUUAGCUGUAGCCCACAAUCUCCACCUUCACAGUCCCAUGUAUUUCUUAUUUGUCAAUCUUUCCAUUGUUGAUGCCUGCUACAUUUCAACUACAGUUCCCAAAUCCAUAGUCAAUUCUUUGAUGGACAGCAAGCAGAUUUCAUUCUCUGGAUGUGUCACUCAGGUUUUCUUGGUGAAUCUGUGUGCAGGUGGUGAGCUGUAUUUUCUCACUGCCAUGGCUUAUAACCACUAUGCAGCCAUCUGCCACCCUUUACGAUACCAGCUGAUCAUGAACUGGAAUGUUUGUUUCCAAACAGCAGCCGCUUGUUGGGUCACUUCUGUCACCAUGGCAAUGGCGUAUACAUUGAACACAUUUUCAUUACAUUUCUGUCAGUCCAAUGUUAUUGAACAAUAUUUCUGUGACAUCCCUCAGUUGUUGAAGAUACCUUGCACUGAUACAGCAACUGCUCAGAUCUUUGUUUUUGCCAGUACUCUUAGCUUAGGCUCAUUUUGCUCUAUAAUCAUAUUUGUUUCCUAUGUUUACAUCUUCUCUGCUGUGUUCAAGAUUCAGUCAGCUCAGGCCCAGCAAAAAGCUUUCUCUACCUGCACUCCCCACUUGACAAUCUUUUGUUUGUUUAUAUUCACUGCUUCCUUUUCAUACCUGAGGCCCAAAACGUUGUUAUCUCCAAUUGUGGAUUUGUUGGCUGCUGUUCUAUACACAGUUUUGCCCCCAAUCAUGAAUCCCAUUAUCUAUGGCUUGAGAAACAAAGACAUUCAGUUGGCUCUGGCCAGAGCUUUGACUAAUUUUCCUUGCAUUUCCUGUGUGAGCUUGGAAGAAAUGGACUGGAAACAUUGA
Molecule: messenger RNA, 966 nt
Organism: Heteronotia binoei (common prickly gecko)
Lineage: Eukaryota; Metazoa; Chordata; Lepidosauria; Squamata; Gekkonidae
Product: olfactory receptor 14A16-like
Exons: 1
Coding region: 1-966 (321 amino acids)
Biological process (GO): G protein-coupled receptor signaling pathway
Cellular component (GO): membrane
Molecular function (GO): G protein-coupled receptor activity; olfactory receptor activity
Source: RefSeq, a predicted model, not a curated record